GUCAUUACAUUUCUCUAUACUUGUACACCAUAUUUUUAUCAAUACAAAGCACGGAUUCUUUGUACCUUGUUGCCUUGUUUCUUUCAUUUAGUUGCUUACACUCUUUCGGAGUGGUUGUCCAUACCCACUCUUUUAGGCUGACUUACACUCUUUCGGAGUGGUUGUCCAUACGCACUCUUUUAGGCUGACUUUGCCGACGGACUGGUGAAGUGCCGCACUCCCUAACCUCGGUAGAUUCGAAGCGUGUCAUAUAGCACUCUAUAAAUAUCUUUGUAUCUUCUCUUGCUUAAUCAAUUUCAAUACGAAAUAUAUUUUCAAAGACACAGAGUUCUUCUUUCUCCCCUUUCUCUGUUCCGUGUUUUCUUAAGUUUCACAGACAUCAAAGUAUUCGGCCAUGGCCUCAUCACCCAACUUGCCCAAAACACUAGAAGUCUCCCAUGUCGCUCCAUUUACGGCCUCACCCGAAACCACCACCCACUUCACUCUCCCCUUAACCUUUUUCGAUAUGAUUUGGUUCAAAUGUCCUCCCUCCAAACGUCUUUUCUUCUAUUCUCUCCCAGAAAUUACUAAACACGCCUUCUUAGACUCUCUUCUCCCAAAGCUCAAACACUCCCUCUCUCUCACACUCCAGUACUUUCUACCACUAGCCGGAAAACUAACUUGGCCUCAAGAUUCCCCCAAGCCAAUCGUUCUUUACGCUCCAGGCGACGUCGUUUCGGUCUACGUCGCCGAGUCCGAUGCUGACUUUGACCUCUUAGCCUCAAACCAUGCCUUCCAAGCCUCGGCAGUUCGUCCUCUCGUUCCCCUGUUACAUGUUUCUGAAACAGGAGCUUCGUUAAUAGCUCUACAAAUCACUGUUUUUCCGAAUCGUGGAUUUUCUAUUGGCGUCACUACUCAUCACGCCGUUCUAGAUGGGAAAUCCGCAAUUAUGUUUAUGAAGUCGUGGGCUUACUUAUCCAAAGAGGAUAAGCCAUUGUUGCCGGAGCUCACACCCUUCUAUGAUCGGACUAUCAUAAAAGACCCAUCUGGGUUUGACAUGAAGCUCUUGAAUAUUUGGUCGGGGAGUCCUGGUACUACGUCAUCUGAUUGCAGAAACAAUCCAAAACUAUUUGAAGUCUUUCAGCUUCCAAGCUCGGGUGAAUCCUCAGACUUAUAUCGAGCCACAUUUGAGCUAAGUCGUUCCGAUAUUGAUAAACUCCGGCAAAGGGUAUCGACCAGUUGGGAUAGUUCAACUCAUAUAUCUCCAAAGCCAAAGCUCCAUUUAUCUUCGUUUGCUCUUACGUAUGCUUACGUCUUUAAUUGCAUUCUCAAAGCUACAGAGAGAGAUGAAAUUACAAAGAAAGUUCUUUUAGCGUUCCCGGUUGAUUACCGGAAUCGUUUUACACCACCAGUGCCUGAAAAUUAUUUCGGCAACUUCGUGGGAGGGAAGUUUAAUUUCGACGAUAUGAGGGAGACGUUGCUUGGUAGGAAAGAAGAUUCGUUGACUGCUCUUGUGGUGAAGAUCAGUGCUUUAAUCGAAGAGAUGGGCAAACAAAAUGAUCCAAAGAAAGAAGCAGAGAAAAUUUUAUUGAAACUUUGUUCAACGUCGACGUCUGAAAAUUCUCGCCAUAUUGGAGUAGCUGGGUCACCCAGGUUCGGCGAAUACAGCAUAGAUUUUGGAUGGGGCCGGCCAAAGAAGGUAGCUAUUUUAUCCAUAGAGAGUGGAUCCAUUUCAAUGGCGGAGUCUAAAGAUGGUAAUGGCGGCAUUGAGGUUGGUUUGGUUUUAAAGAAACAUCAGAUGGAUCUUUUUACUUUUGUGUUCUUCACUGAUCUCACCAAUAUUUCGUAAGUGUUUACUUUGGGUUAUUUUUUUAUUUUACUUUAGCAUAAAAGUUAAGAGUGCUAGAGCAUAUGGAAUGGACAGAUGUAAUUUAAUAUCGGAUGCUCUAUUUAAAAUAAAAUAUGUGAGAAUUAAUAUCAAAUUACAUCAAUCUUCAUUUGCUGCA
Messenger RNA from Humulus lupulus (European hop), 1985 nucleotides. RefSeq names its product phenolic glucoside malonyltransferase 1-like. The record is from RefSeq and is a predicted model, not a curated record. The transcript has a single exon. Lineage: Eukaryota; Viridiplantae; Streptophyta; Magnoliopsida; Rosales; Cannabaceae. Bases 395 to 1828 code for a protein of 477 amino acids.